Molecule: messenger RNA, 1806 nt
Organism: Pichia kudriavzevii
Lineage: Eukaryota; Fungi; Ascomycota; Pichiomycetes; Pichiales; Pichiaceae
Exons: 1
Coding region: 1-1806 (601 amino acids)
Biological process (GO): nucleoside diphosphate catabolic process
Cellular component (GO): membrane
Molecular function (GO): nucleoside diphosphate phosphatase activity
Source: RefSeq, a predicted model, not a curated record
AUGGACAAGGGGAUGGGUGUGGACAUGGACGCUUUCAAGAACUACAUCGUUGUUGUCGACGUUGGGUCGAAAGGGACGCGGGCACACGUAUAUGCCUGGUCAUCGAUUAGGGAGAAACUCCUAGAGACGAGCGGUGGAGGUGGUGAUGUCAAGGUUAAACUGUCGUUUCCCACUCUGGAGUAUGUGAAAAAUGCUUCCAAGAAAGUCAAGCCGGGGAUACACGAGUAUGUGGCGGAGAACGGCGUUGAUGAAGACGACAUUCGACGGUAUUUGGACCAUUUGUUGGGGAAGACGUUGCAGAAUGUCCCUCGGGAACAACACUAUAGAACUCCAAUAUUCUUCCAUUCAACAGCCGGUAUACGCACGUUGAAUUUAGAGGCUCAGAAUGACUUGAUGGAGGAGAUUUGCUCUUAUUUGAAGGAGUACACUGAUUUCUUCAUUCCGGAUUGUAAGUCCCAUAUUAAUGUACUACCGGGGGAAAUUGAAGGCCUAUACAGUUGGAUCACGCUCAAUUAUCUACUGAGAGGAAACGACGAUGAUAGUGUUGAGAGUGGUGAUAAAAGCUCGUUUGGUAUGUUACAAUUAGGGGGUGGCUCCACUCAAAUCUGUUAUGAGGAUAAUAAAGAUUACACCCUUGAUUUAGUCCUGGACGAUACGUACAAUUUGUAUUCAACUUCAUUUCUAGGAUUUGGACUAAAACAGCUUCACGAACAGUACUUGGAAACUCUAGUUAUAUCAAACACAGAUGUGGAUCCGUGCUUACCCAGGGGUGAGGAAUUGAGGACAACAAUUAGUGGAGAAAAAUAUUUAAUCAAGGGUUCAGGCGAUUUCAACCAGUGCAGAGAUAAAAUAUACAACCAAAUCAUCAAAAAUAUUGAGAAUUGCUCAGAAUAUUUAUCAAACGCAGAUCCAAACACCUUCCAGAUUUCCAGUUGUAUAUUAGAUUCAAAACUUGAUUUAGAUCAAUUCAUUGCAAUUUCAGGAUUCUCAGACACGAUUAAAAAAUUGGCUGACUGGUCAGACAUUUCUUUAGAUGAAACAAACAAUGGAAUGGUUUAUAAUUCCCAGAGAUUACUGCAAUCUACAAUUGAUCUAUGUAAUUCGCCCAUCCAAAAUGUGGAAAAUGACGAAAUCAACCUUUGUUUUAACUCAGUCUAUGUAUUUUCCUUAUUACAUUCUGGAUUUGGUCUAGGGUUAGAUGAAUCGAUAACAAUCAACGAUGAGUUCAAGAACUUCAAAUUUACCUGGACUUAUGGGAGGGCUUUACUAUACGCAUACGAUGAUGCCAAACGAGAAUACGACGAAUUCUAUGAUAUUAUUGAUGAUACAAAACAAAUUGGUUAUAAAUACAAACUCUCACCAACAAAGUUCAUCAAAGGUUCCGAGCAGUCUGGCAUUGAGCCCAGACCUAGCUUUGAGAUGCAAUCAUCUUACCCAACUUUUACAUCUCCCCCAACCUCGCCAUCAACUGGUAGCUCGAAUGAAGAGUUUGAUGAUUUAGAGGAAAACGUCAGUGUACCAAGUCAUUCUAAGUAUGGUUUAAUUUUCACAAUAAUAUUGGUUAUCAUGUUUUGUCUACUUCCACUAACCAGGAAUUUCAUUGCCCAAUUGUUACGGAAACUGAAAAUAAAACUACUGGGUUUUAAAUCAUUGAAUGCUUCGAGGAAAUCAACAAUGAAUAACCAGCAAGAUUUAGAGAUGUUCAGUUUGGACAACGAUUUAGAAAACAACGAGAUUGACGAAUUCAAUGUAUCGGAUCAAGAAGAUUGGGAUAACGAUAGUGACGGUAUCGAACGUGCACUAUAG